Messenger RNA from Lottia gigantea (owl limpet), 354 nucleotides. RefSeq lists its product as hypothetical. Bases 1 to 354 code for a protein of 117 amino acids. Lineage: Eukaryota; Metazoa; Mollusca; Gastropoda; Lottiidae. The transcript has 3 exons. The record is from RefSeq and is a predicted model, not a curated record.
AUGGAUUAUGAUAUUAAGGAAAAAGUCUAUCCAAUAUGUUUUAUAAAUCAGUUAUAUAUAGCUUUAUAUAGUGAUGGCGGGUUUCUAUCUCACAACACCUCACGAGAUACGUAUCCUACACCUAUUCCUACUAAAGUUGUUAAUUAUAAUUCUGAACUUAGUAAAUCAGCUGAUCCAUUAUACGACCUUCCAGCGUAUGAUGAUUUCAAACCAAUGUUAAAGGGAAUUUUACUACGAAUUGUUUUAAUUUGUUCUGAGAAAUUACCGCAACUGGCUGUUGCCAAUAAAAUUAAAUAUCAAAUAUCAGCCCUGAUGCCUGAUGCCACUGCUAGUGCUUGUGCAUCGACAACCUAG